Molecule: messenger RNA, 1254 nt
Organism: Volvox carteri f. nagariensis
Lineage: Eukaryota; Viridiplantae; Chlorophyta; Chlorophyceae; Chlamydomonadales; Volvocaceae
Exons: 5
Coding region: 1-1254 (417 amino acids)
Molecular function (GO): acyltransferase activity
Source: RefSeq, a predicted model, not a curated record
AUGGCAUUGCUCCUACCUCUCUUGCCGCUGCGUAUUGCCAUCGGAGGGCUUGCACUCGUAGCAAUUGCCAUUAUUAACAGCCUUGCGGCCUGGAAUUGGCCACCAGAAGUCCCACUUACACCAUGGCGGAGGCGCAUAGUGGUGCUAAGCAAGGAGCUGGUCGUUAUCACCCUCUGGUGCCUUGGGUUCCGCAUUCGAAUCAGAGGACGGGAGAACAUCAAAAUUGCGGAGCGCCUUGGAGCCGUCGCCGUUUUCAAUCAUGUUUCCUGGGUGGAUGCGUUCGUGCUGGUGUGGCUGAUGGCCCCCUCUGGUAUCAGCAAGGAGAGCAACAGCCGUCUCCCGGUCCUUAGUCAGGCCGUACGGGCGUUACAAACCGUCUACAUCCCGUACAAUAAGUUGUCCAAGUCUGCGCCCGGAUCUGAAUCGGCAGCGGCUCCUGCUGCGGGAUCUUCCGGUGUCGCAGUAGCAGACGCUGUGGCCGAUGCGGCCAAGGAGCCGUCGGAGGCCAAAAAAGCGCGCCAGGGCGCUCCUCUAGCAGCGGCGUGGACGUCCGGCACUAUUGCCGCUUGUGACGGCGACGGGGAGUCAUGCACUCGACAACGCCAGGUCAUGCUCGACCACAGUAGCAACCCAGUUGGCAGCAACAGGCCGUGCUGCAGCAACGAAGACAUCGCCAGGAGCAACAACAUUCACAACCGUCACAACCAACAUAACCAAAAAGCAGUAGGCUCCAGGGUGACGGAGGUGCUGCAACGGCGGGUCAACCACCCAUUAUACUGCAAGUCAGGUGGAUUCCCCAUGCUGGUGAUGGCGCCGGAGGGCACAACCGCCAACGGUCGCUGCCUGCUCAACUUUCGAACGGGAGCCUUUGUGUUGCGGCGGCCGGUGCUGCCUAUAUGCUUCCGGUUCCGCUGGCGCGCACUCAAUCCGGCGUGGACCAUUCAUAACGAGCGCUGGCAUUUCCUGCGUCUCGUGAGCCAGUUCCGCAAUGAUCUGGAAGUUGAAAUUUUGCCCCCGUACAAGCCGAGUGAGGACGAGCUGCAGGAUCCACGGCUGUUUGCAUCCCAUGUACGGCGUCAGAUGGCUGCCGUACUUGACGUACCUAUGGUAAAUGUUUCGCAUGAUGACUUCCUGGCGCUUCGAAGUCGAGGAAUUGGAGUCAGCUGGGAUGGCCGACGUCUUACAUUCCCUAGUGGUGCUCGCGGCAGCACUGCCGCCGCCAGCCCCGGUAGCGCGGUCUCCCCCGUCGCUUAA